AUGGAGACCCUCACCUUCGAGGUGGUCGGAUUUCACGGAUCCUACCACACCAUCUUGGGGUGGCCAUGCUAUGCAAAGUUCAUGGCCAUCCCCAACUACACGUACCUCAAUCUCAAGAUGCCGGGCCCGUGUGGGGUCAUCACUGUCGGCUCCUCUUUGCAGCGUGCCUACCAGUGCGAGGUGGAGAGCUGCGAGCUCGUCUCGGCGGUCAUCGCCUCUGGGGAACUCGGAGUCAUCCGGGAGGAAACCACGGAGGAGGCGUCCGACUCCAAGUGGAGCAUCAGAUCCUUUGAGCCUACAGAGGGUGUCAAAGAGAUCCUCAUCAACCCCGACAACUCGGGGGACAAGAGGGUGCGGAUCGGCACAGUGCUCUCCUCCAAAUAG
This is a messenger RNA of Panicum hallii, 384 nucleotides long. RefSeq lists its product as uncharacterized. The coding region runs from base 1 to 384 and encodes 127 amino acids. The record is from RefSeq and is a predicted model, not a curated record. The transcript has a single exon. Lineage: Eukaryota; Viridiplantae; Streptophyta; Magnoliopsida; Poales; Poaceae.